AAUACUUUUUAAUCAAAGAAACGAAACGGACUAGUCCAACAAACCCUAUUAAUUUUUUAAGACGAAGCUUUGGAGAUAAUUUCUAGAAAUAAUAAUUAAUCUCCAUUUAGAGUUGGCACCACAAGGUCAAGAUCUAUAUAUCUAGAACUUUACUUUGCAGCCAUCUUACCCAAUAUAACUAGAUCUAGAAAGUUUUUAAAUAUUUAAUAUAAUUAAGAUGGCGUCGGAUUCUAUUGAAGUCAGGACCUCAAAUACAUGUGAAACUGUAAAAGAGGAAGACGAUGAUAAUGCCUUAAACGUAACGGAUAAAAAACAAGUUGAACAAAGAGAAGAAGAAAAGUUAAAAAUGAAGUAUCCUAAUUUGGCUAAAGGAGGUGGUGGAUCAGCACUUUUAAAUAAAAGACUUCAAAAGGGAGGACAAAAGUAUUUUGAUUCUGGUGAUUAUGCUAUGGCUAAAGCAAAGCUUAGUGCUAAAUCUAAGCCUCCUCCUCCACCGGAGAAAAUAAUCAAGGCAGAAGCUGUUGGUGAGACAAUACCAACUCCAGAAAAUAUUCAGGCUAGAAAACCAUCACUUGUAACAAGUAAAUUGGCCACCGGCGAGUUAAUAUGAUGUGUUAGUUAAUGAGUUCUUGCAAACAAAAAUAUUUUUCUAAGGAAGACAACAGUGGAGAUCUUUUCUUGAGGAAGAUAAUGUGAAUUAAGUGGAAAUAAUGUUUUGCUUUUAUUAAAAGUUGUGUUGUGUUUUGUGGUGUAGAAAACCAAAGUACCGGUAAUAAAAAAACACAUAAUUUUUCACUUGGUGUUAAGGUCUAAACACUUACACAUUGAAGUUUCUGACUGAGAAUUGAAACACAUUUUCUUUCUUUGAACUUAAUGUUACUAUUGAAGUCACUAGCUGAUAACAAAAUAUAAUAUGAAAAAAAAUAUUUUUUCCUGAUUGUGUUUAUUCAUCACAUAGAAUAGACCUUAGUGUGUUCAGUUAUUUGGAAAUGUCUUUCAUGGGUAGUUUUCAAUAUAUUAUUUUUAUACAGUUUUCAGGAAUAUACAUUUGAAAUUCUUAUUGAGAAUAACCAUGAAAGCUCUUUCAACUCAUUGGAAAAAAAUGUACCAAAAAAUUUAAAAUAUUUUUGUUUUUUUAAAUUCUUGACUAUAUUUUAAUUGGCAACUAUUCCAUAAUCUUGUAAGAUGUUUGAUUUUGGAAAAUGCAGAAGAAAUGCAUUCACUUCUUCACUUUUGAUAUGUUUUUCAUGUUCAGUUAAUCUUUGUAAAAAUGCAUUUUAAGAUCCAAGACAAAUUUAGCACACAGGGCCAAAAUGUUAAAUUUUCUAAAUUUUCUUUUCCCUGGAAUUAUUUUACGUAACUUGUGCAACCGAUUCAUAAUUUUUAAAACUCAAUCCUAUAAUUCUAACAUGGUUAAUCAAGACAAUUUCCAUAUAGAUCUGAUUUGGCAGUAUUACUUAUGAUGUCGAAUAAAUUAAUCUGGUUGCUCAUUUGACAUGUAUUUAUAUAAAAGGAAAAUUACUUAUUGUAGUUAGCAUUUUUAUUCCACUUCUCUAAGACGCCCUACAAAUAAAAUAUUAGAUCUAUAUAUAUUUUAAUUAAAGUAAUUAUAAACAGGUCCAAGAACAUAUUGAAAAAAAAAACAACUAAAAAAUGAUGUCACUUUCUUUUCUCCUGGGUGGGUGGGGGGGGGGGGGGACUGCUUGAUAUGAUGAUCCUUCUAUUAUAAUAAUUUUAUUUUUUUUUAAUAAUUUUUCUGUUACAGAUCAACAAAAUAGAUGUUUUCUUCUCUAUGACCAUCA
Messenger RNA from Biomphalaria glabrata, 1802 nucleotides. RefSeq names its product cAMP-regulated phosphoprotein 19-like. The record is from RefSeq and is a predicted model, not a curated record. Gene Ontology annotation, molecular function: protein phosphatase inhibitor activity. The transcript has 3 exons. Gene Ontology annotation, cellular component: cytoplasm. NCBI's taxonomy places the organism in Eukaryota, Metazoa, Mollusca, Gastropoda, Planorbidae. The coding region runs from base 218 to 610 and encodes 130 amino acids.